AUGGCGCCUAUCCGCAUCUGCAUCAUCGGGCUCGCUGCCACAUCCAGCGCGGGUUACAAGACAGGCGAAUGGGGAAUCCAGCAUCUAAACUCUCUCAAAUCCUCUCCUCACUAUCAGAUUGUCGGUAUUUGCAAUUCUUCACUUGCGUCUGCCCAAAAGUCUAUCGAGUCGCACAAGCUUGGCUCCGAUGUCAAGGCUUACAGCUCUGUCGAUGAGGUUGCUAGUGAUCCUGACGUCGACAUGGUCUCCAUCGUUGUCGCCAUUGGCAAACAUUACCAACUGAUGAAGCCUCUGCUCCAGCACAAGAAGGACAUUCUGGUGGAGUUUCCCAUCGCGCCGACAGUUGCUGAGGUUGAGGAAUUGGCUGCUCUGGCCAAGAGCGCUGGCGUCAAGGCUCUCAGCGGCUCACAAGGCCGUGCCCAUCCUGUCUUCCGGCAUAUGAAGGACUUGAUUAAGUCCGGUGCCAUCGGCGAUGUAGUGGUCUCUACCCUCAACGGCCACAACGCUCUUAUGGCUGCUCCCAUGUGGCCAGAGUCGCAGUCAAUUCUUCUGAAUAUUGACUCUGGUAUCAGCCGCUUGCAUCUGAUCGUCGGACACAUCUUGGACACUCAUCUGAGUAUCCUCGGUGACUUCAAGGACAUCCAGUCGACCUUCAAAACGCAAAACAACAAAACGAAGAUUGUUGACGACAAAGGCAACACUGUCCAAGAAAUUUAUGACAUCACAGCUCCAGAUACAAUGCUCUUUCAGGGAGUCUUGGAAAGCGGUGCCCUUGCCUCAGUGACGAUGCGCACCUCGACUGACACAGUCGACAACACUGGCUUCCGGUGGAUCAUUAGCGGGACCAAGGGAGAACUUGCAUUGACUAGUGAACCUGGCAUUUUCCACUGGGGUCCUACAGGCCUGAAACUGAAGUUGAGAGAAUUUGGGGGAGAAGCAAAGGAGAUUGAUUUCAACGCAGGAGAGGGGGAACUUUUGAAACAGGUGUCUUAUUCGGGACAAAAUGUAGCGAGGGUAUAUGAAGCGUUUGCCAAAGGUGAAGAAGAUGGAUACGCCACUCUUGAUGAUGCUUUAAAAGUUCAUAGGGCCUUGGAGAAAGCCAAAGUCCAUGCAGUCUGGGCAUAA
Trichoderma asperellum CBS 433.97 is the source of this 1125-nucleotide messenger RNA. RefSeq lists its product as uncharacterized. Lineage: Eukaryota; Fungi; Ascomycota; Sordariomycetes; Hypocreales; Hypocreaceae. Gene Ontology annotation, molecular function: nucleotide binding. The record is from RefSeq and is a predicted model, not a curated record.